AUGGGCUCAAAGAAGAAGGCUAAGAAAAAUGCCGAUUUUAAGAAGGUCAAAUUGAAAGUCGGCAAGAAACUCAAGAAAACUACCACAACUGAUACAACAAUUCAAACGAAGAAGGUUGUACUUAUUUCUCAACUCGAGGAAAAAUCGGAGUCUUCUGAAAAGCCACUCUCUUUUCGGGGUCUUUCGCUAGACGAACUGUGCAAGCAGCUCGGUCACUUCAAUAAGAGCAACACUGGAACAAGUUUUAUACCGAGAAUUUUGCAGGGUUCGCAAUUUUUCGUUGUCGAUUAUUGCUAUGCUGUUGAAUAG
Cylicostephanus goldi is the source of this 309-nucleotide messenger RNA. The record is from the annotation of a GenBank genome assembly. Lineage: Eukaryota; Metazoa; Nematoda; Chromadorea; Rhabditida; Strongylidae.